UUCUGAACUGAGGUGUCUGCAGACUCUUUCCUAUUCCAGCCUGUUUGGGGGCUUCUCAAUCCCAGGAACUCCACAUUAAUCUUUCGUCUACUCCGUUUCCUAUUCAGACGCCUGCAGUAUCCACUCGCACCCUUAACGUUGCCACUAUCACCUCGUGCCUUCACUCGUGGCGCCCCUGGAAUCCCACCCUGAGCUCUCGUUUUAGGACCCAGCCCCCACAGCCCCACCCUGAGUCCACAGCCCCACUUUAGACUCUUAUAGCCCCACGCUGAGCCUACAGAAUCACUUCUCUGAAACCUGGGCUUCUUUAUGGCCCGCACCUUCUCUGUGCUUCACUCUUACCCUCACUUUCCUGUUUUUCGUGCUGGUACAGAAGGGUUACCAUGCCUUCUUCCCAAUCCGCGGAAGAGCCCGGGUUCUAAUCUAGCUCUGCAGCUCUCUGGCUAUAUGACCUUGGGCGAAUCAUACAACCUCUCUGGUACUCACUCUCUUCAUCUACAUAAUAGAGACGGCACUUGCUCUAUCCAUUUUAGGGUGAGGCUGUGUUGUGGAGCCGAUAAGCUAAUAUGUGUGAAAGUGCUUUAUAAACUGUAAAGCCUCCGCAAACGAGAGAGGUUGUUUUUAUUAUAGUUAUUAAUGCCCUGGCACACUCUUAUCUUGGCUCCUUUUCUAGCUCUGUCCCCUUGUUGCUCAAGCCUACCCCUUGGGCGCUUGGUGUCUCCAUUCUCCCAGAGCAGGAUGGUGUUUCCUCACUUCCUCCAGAGACCCAAGGUCAGACUAAAGAGCUUUAAGUCCCCGGAGAGCUUUGUCUGAAAGGAAGCCCCAGAGAAGUGCUUAUCUUGGACUCGGUCCUGAAAUAGCCGGUGAUGAAAAGUCCACACAGCUGGCAGAGGGGCGGUGCCUGCUUACUGGAAACAGGGCCCCAGCAGGAGAUGGACAGCUGCAGUGUAAGCCCUCUCUGUUCCCUCUCGGCUCUUUUGGGCCUGUUUAGUAGACUCUGGUUUUGGUAAGGGUGUCUCAGACCUGAAAAGGCUGAGAGGAAAGAAUCCAUUUUGCCAUUUUGGUUUAAUCCAGAAAGAAAUGAGAGACCUUGGCUGGGUGUGAUGAAAGAGACAUAGCAUUGUUAACUAAUUCCAGACAUUUUACGAGUACUUCAAAUGUACCAGGCUCUAGGCAAAAUCAAUUUUCUUAUUUAAAUUUCAUUUAUGAAAUGUCCCCAUUUUACAUAUAAGGAACUUAGGCUCAGAGAGGUCAUGUAGUUAGUUAUGCAGUAGUCCCUCCUUAUGUGUGGUUUUGCUUUCUUCGGUUUCAGUUACCCACGGUCAACCACAGUCCAAAAAUAUUAAGUGGAAAAUUCCAGAAAUAAACAAUUCCUAAGUUUUAAAUUGCAUGCUGUUCUGAGUAGUGUGAUGAAACCUUGCACGUUCCUGCUCUGUCCUGCCUGGGUCGUGAAUCAUCCCUUUGUCCAGCGUAUCCACGCUGUAUUUGCUACCCACUCAUUAGUCACUUAGUAGCUGUCUGGGUUAUCAGAUCAACUGUUGCCAUAUUGCAGUGCUUGUGUUUAAGUAACCCUUAUUUUUGCUUAAUAAUGGCCCCAAAGUGCAGAAGUAGUGAUGCUGGCAAUUCCGAUAGGCCAAAGAGAAGCCGUAAAGUGCUUCCUUUAUGUGAAAGUUCUCGACUUAAUAAGAAAAGAAAAAUUGUAUGCUGAGGUUGCUAAGAUGUUUGGUAACUUUUAUUAUAAUAUAUUGUUAUAAUUGUUCUAUUUUAGUUAUUGUUGUUAAUCUCUUACUGUGCCUAAUUUAUAAAUUAAACUUUAUCGUAGGUAUAUAUGAAUAGGAAAAAACAUAAUAUAUCUGUAUAGGGUUCAGUACUAUCCGUGGUUUCAGGCAUCCACUGAGGGUCUUGGAACUUAUCCCCUGUGGAUAAGGGGGGACUAUUGUAAUAAUAGUUAUAAUUGGAUCUACCGUCUAUGGUUAUAGUGCCUUCUAUAUGUCAGCUUUACAUACAUUAUUUCAUUUAAUCCUUUAUUUCACCAGCAACUUCAUGAGUGAGUGUUAUUAUUUCUAUCUAUAAUUUAUGGAUAAAUUAUGAGAGGCUUAGAAUUUGAGGAACUUGCUCAAGAUUCCACAGCCAAUUAAGUGGCAGAGGUGAAAUUCAGACUGUGACCAAAGUCUUUCUUUUCCCACUAUAUCUUAUUUUUAGAUCAAAAAGGCAGAGAUUAAAGAAUUGAGAGGAUUUAAAUCAAAGCCAAAUAAAGGAGCAUUUAUUGGGUCCCUUCUAUGUGGGUAAAGCAUGAGGAGAGAUGGUUUGGUCUACAAAGAAAUAUAAAAGUCUUUACCUCUGUAGUAUAUCUGAAGAGAUAAGGCAUAAGUGUGUAAAAAAUUAAAUAGCAUUCAUUGAAUAAGUUGAUUGUGGAGACCAGUUAUAUGCAGGGCACUACGUUAAGCCUAGUGACUGGCAGGAACAUGCUUCUGGGUGGCCAUAGGGAUUAAACCAAUGAAAUCAUGGUCAUUAUCAUUUCAUUAAUAUGAAAGUGGUGGACUGGAACACCAUAUACACUCAGUACAUGUUUGUUGCAUGCACGCGUAUCUGAAUAAAAGUCUUGUGUACCAUCUGGACCAGAGGGUCUCAAACCUUGCUGAUCAGAAACACCUGGGAAGCUUUUAAAAACCAACUGACCUCUGGGAAUGGGGCCCCUAAAAUCUAUAUUUUUGAAAAGCUUUUUAGGUGAUUGUGAUGUUAGGUUCAGGAACCUCUGAUCUAGAUUCUACUUGGACCACUUAUAGGCAAGCCACUGAUUGAAAACUGCUAGAAUAGGUACCAAUCCAAGAGCUGUCCUAAGGCAGCCUGUGAAUGGGUACCGGAUGGGGGAUGUGGACAGUGGUUAGAGAGGAAGGAAGGUUGGAAGGACUUGGGAAAGCUUCACAGAGGACCAGAGAUUUCCCUGGGCCUUGAUGAAUGGGGCAGGUUUGAAUGGGUGGAAAGGCUUUUGGACAGGUACCACCACCACAAUUGGCACCACCAAUUGUUAAGAUAAGGCAAGUAAAAGAAGGUAGAGACACCUGGGCUGAUUUUCUUGGAAAAUUCCAUGGCAUUUAUUGGAAAUGACUCUGGAUGCUCUGUGUGGAUGUUUCUUAGGCAAAAUUUGCAAGUCAGAUUGGAUUUUCCCAUCUCCCCAUUCUACUUGGGCAUCAGUGGAUGCGAGCCCAGGGAAUGCAGAUUCAGUUUCAUGUUAGCCUCACUCUGGCCAAUUCUCUUCUUUAGUUUUUAUUUAUUUCCAAACUUAAUUUAGUUGAUGACCUUCCCAGAAACUUUCCAGGACUACCAGAGUUCUACUCCCCUUCUGUUUGGCUAUUUUCAAGUCCACUCAUCGUGAUACCCGUCCCAAGCACUGUUCUCUAUGCAAGCUCUGCCAUCCUCCAUGGCUGCGACAGUUCAAGUGGCUACAUCAGUUCAAGGCUUCCUAUCUGCACAUCACUCUAGUUCAAAACAAGAAAGAUCUUUUCCAAUCUCAACCAUCAAACCAGAGUCCUGGGCUUUACUCUGAUGGGACCAACUUAUGUCAUGUGUCAACUCUUCAUCCACAUACUGACCAGGGGAUACCAAGCCAUCAAGUUCAGCGCUGCCCAAGUCAUUGUUUGAUUCAACUGGUGGUGAAAUGGGGGUCAACCAGUCCGUGGGCUUUCCACCUGUCACAGGACCUCACCUGGUGGGCUGCGGGGAUGUGAUGGAGGGUCGGGGCCUCCAGGGGAGCUUCUUUCGACUCUUCUAUCCUUGCCAAGAGGCAGAGGUGACCACGGAGCUGCCCCUGUGGAUUCCCCGCUAUGAAUAUUGCACUGGCCUGGCCAAUUACCUGCAGUUUAAUAAGCGCUGGGGAGGAUUGCUGUUCAACCUGGCUGUGGGAUCUUGUCGCCUGCCUGUUAGCUGGAAUGGCCCCUUUAAGACAAAGGACUCUGGAUACCCCUUGAUCAUCUUCUCCCAUGGCCUGGGAGCCUUCAGUUGGAGGACAGACAAAAAAAUCCACAUGCUAAAUCACAGGACACUGUAUUCAGCGUUCUGCAUGGAGCUGGCCUCCCAUGGCUUUGUGGUUGCUGUACCAGAGCACAGGGACGGGUCAGCUGCGGCCACCUGUUUCUGCAAGCAGGCCCCCGAGGAGAACCAGCCCACUACUGAGUCGCUGGAGGAGGAAUGGAUCCCCUACCGUCCAAUUGAGGAAGGGGAGAAGGAAUUCCACGUUCGGAAUGGCCAGGUGCAUCAGAGGGUGAGCGAGUGUACACGGGUGUUGAAGAUCCUGCAAGAAGUCACUGCUGGGCAGACUGUCCUCAAUGUCUUGCCUGGUGGGUUUGAUCUGAUGACCUUGAAGGGCGGCAUCGACAUGAGCCGUGUGGCUGUGAUGGGACAUUCGUUUGGAGGGGCCACAGCUAUUCUGGCUUUGGCCAAGGAGACCCAAUUUCGGUGUGCUGUGGCUCUGGAUGCUUGGAUGUUUCCUCUGGAACAUGACUUUUACCCCAAGGCCCGAGGCCCUCUGUUCUUCAUCAAUGCUGAGAAAUUCCAGACAAUGGAGAGUGUCAACUUGAUGAAGAAGAUAUGUGCACAGCAUGAACAAUCCAGGAUCGUAACUGUCCUUGGUUCUGUUCAUCGGAGUCAAACUGACUUUGCUUUUGUGGCUGGUAACUGGAUUGGUAAAUUGUUCCCCACUCAAACCCGUGGGAGCUUGGACCCCUAUGAAGGUCAGGAGACUGUGGUGCGGGCCAUGUUGGCCUUCCUGCAGAAGCACCUUGACCUGAAAGAGGACUAUGACCAAUGGAACAACCUCGUUGAAGGCAUUGGACCAUCGCUCACCUCAGGGGCCCCACAUCAUCUGUCCAGCCUGUAGGCACAACUGGCCAUUUGUAAAAGGUCGCUGAGCUGAGUUCCCAUUUGGGGCCUGCCCAGGGACACCCAUAGCCUCCUCAGGAAAGUAGUUGGUAUGACCCUUCUUCAUAGACUGAGAGGAUGUAAUCAUACUGCUGAUUGGAUAACUGGGUACUUUGAUCUUGGAUUUGUUGAUCUUAAACUCAUGGUGGGACUUGGAUGGCUUACUGACUUGCUGGGGCCUGAGCCCUGAUGAUGUAGGGAACAAGCAGUGGGGUGGGGCUGGGGGGCCCCAAGCCCCAAGCGGAGCGCUAGUAACCCAGCGAGCCUACUCCCUCACCUUGGGCCAGUGUGGCUUCUGCAGUGGAAGAAAUGAAGCCAAAGAACGGAGGGAAGAUUCCCACCUUCAGGACCUCUAGCCCAGCCUGGCACUGUCUCUUCCUACCUCUCAGCCUUCUCCCUUCCCAGCGCCUUAGUGAGUUACGAGCACUUUAGGUAACGUUCAAGGAUAUGGACCAUCAGAUUUUCUGUUUAUUUUCAAGCCUUCCCAUUGCAUGAAUCGUAGUACUGGGCACUGAGUCAGGGCUCAGUUACACUUGUGCGCCCACGGAGCGGGGCAGACAGCAUUGUCCUCGUAGCAUAGAGAGAGAAGCUGAGGUACAGAGGGGUACCUCAGAAGCUCUAGAUGUCUUGGAAUUUUGCUAAAAACAUAUAUUGACAGGAAACAACACAAGUAGGUUGAGAUGAAGAAGGUGGAAUGACAGUGUUAAGCAGCCAUUUGAACAGGCCCUUGCCACUAGAGGGAGGUAGUUUGGUCAGUUAGAGUUCAGGAGGCCACCCCUAGAGAGGUCUUGCCUCUUAUCUCAGAUAUCAUGAGCCUCCAACUCACUCAGAAUCAGGGCACUAUAGUUGUCUGUUUUCUGGCUCUGAGGCCCUAGCCUCAAAUUUAAGUGAAGAUAUAGACUGAAUUUCCAUUCUGUUCCAUUUAUACUAUGAAUGAUAUUAAUACUCAUGUUUGCCUAAUGAUAUGUUGGAAUAAUCUCCCUAUUUAAUCUGCAUUAGAGCAGGAUGGGGAGCCAUCUGGCAAUAACUUUUCCUUCUGUCUUUCUUUGUUCACUUACCACUUGUGCCCAUGUGGAAGAAAAACUUUAAAAGGAAAGGAAGUCUUCCUUGGGACCUAGUUCAAAGCUGUCUGGGAACAUCAACAUGAAACACCCCUCCCUGCUGCUCUAGACCUCUCACCUCAGCCCAAGUAGGGGAACCCAGAGGAGGCGAGAGCAAAAGGGCAAUGCAACUCUACAUAGUCAGUCCGAAGUCAUUGCCACCAAAGCAAGCUGGGACUAGGGCUCCCACCUCUCAGCUCUUUCUGAGGUGAAACGUCAGAUCCAUUGAGGCUGUGCACCUUGGGAGGAUCUGUGAAUUCCUGUGAGACGUGGCGUCCAGGGAUAUCGUGAAAGCCCUGGGCCCUAGCUGGGUUUUGAGUCCUGGCUCCACCACUACUAACUGGGUAAAUUUGAGCAAAUUAUGUUCUCUUUCCAGUCUCCAUUCCUGUGUUUCUAAAAUGAGGAUUAAGUGAGAGGAUGUGUAACCCAUGGGUUUCACACUUUCCAAACAUAGGAGAUUUUUCUAGUUAUCCUGUAGCUGUUGUUUUCUAGCUUAAUGGCUUUGGGGCAGGUAAAAUGACCCGUAUGGUUUUCAUCCUGAAACUUGCUUGUUGGCCCAGUGUGAGGUCAAUUUUAUAAAUGUUCCAUAUAUGCUUAAAAAGACUGUAUAUUCUCAAGUUGUUGGCUUGCUGUUUUACUCAACAUCACGUUAUGGAUUUCUUUCUAGAGAGUGCAUACAGAUCUAUGAUAGGGGCUUCCCACCCCCAAAUGGGGACCGGCGCCCCUCAGCACUCACAGAACCAGUAGGUGCCACCCGUUCUGCCUGGGCCUGGUUCUGCAGAUGCUGAGGAGCCAGUUCUGGCAGCAUUAGCACGUGAGACCCAACUUACCUUAGACCCAUAAGUAAUGAGGGUAUAUUUUGUAAAGACUUGGAGCCUCCCUAGAAAAAGAAAUUGUUCAAAAACUGGAUCCAUCUCCUCCAUUCCGUUCAUGUUCUGGUAAUGACUCGUUUAUCCAGCAACAUUGGAAUAGGUAAAUUUUCCAUAUAAUUGAAAAUUAUCCUUUAAGCCACAAAAUAUAAUAUUGACUAUUUUGAAUGGUAAUUUACCAAAAAGAUAACACAAACACUUUUUCAUGUGAACUGACCUCAUUUAACUUUUUUAGGAUGUUUCAGUCAGGAUAAACUAAUUAUAUGGCAGUAACAGGCAACCUCAAAAAGCAACAAAAGUUUAUUUCUUGCCCAUGCUACUUGUCCCCUGUGGGUCGGCUGGAGGCUCUGCUCUGCGUCAUUUUUAUCCUCACUUGGGGACCCAGGCUGGUGAGCUGCCACUAUCGGAAGUGCUGCCAGUCACGUGGUGGAGCUCGAAGAGAAUAUGGUGAAGCACCCGCCCGCUCUUGAAUCUUCUGCCCAGAAGUGACACUCGUUAUUUCCGUUCACAUUUCAUUGGCCAAAGCAGGUCAUCUGGCCAUACCUAACAUCCCAUGCCAUCCCAAGAGAGCAAAAACAUCUGUGACCAGGUCUAAUGUUGGAGCAGUUGCGCCGCCUGUCUAGGAAGAUGUGGGUAGCUGUUUGCACCUACACUGUGUGGCCCCUGGCAGCUGUCCUCCCAGUUCUUUUGAUUGCUUGCAUAGCUUGUGCCGUCUCCCUUGUGGUCAGGAGGCUAGCCUUUACUCUUCAUUGCCUUUAAUGUGCCAGCCCCUAGCAGCUCUCCCUUUUCGCUAACUUGGUCAUCCACAUUGUUUAUAACCGUCUAGAGUAAAAAGUAGUCACUGAGAGAGGGCUCUAGGGACUCUCUUGCAACUGAAGUGCACUGCCCUUAGUGCUUGGGCUCUGUAAUCCUUCCUGUGACUGCUCAGGAGGGGUAUCAUAAGGCCUUUGGUCCUUUGUCCUGGUUUUUGGUUAGCUUCUAAGGAAUCAAAGAACACUAGAUAAAUGGCCUUUAGAUAAGCAAGGUAGGCCUGCAUAUUAAUUGGCAUGUACCGAUAAAUUGCAUUCCAGUGAAUGCUUUCCAAAAGCAAAGAUGUCUUGGGUUUCUUUUGCAUCUUGUUCCCCGUCCCAUUAUAGGACUGUACUCAUGGAGGCCUCCUAGUAGAAUGUUGUGAACUUUCUGGGCAUGGGAUGGUGUAUCAGUUAGGAGGAAAAGUAAGUAAAUACCAGAUGGAAUGAGAUUCCUUGUCUGUCUCACUUCCUGGACGUGUCAGGGUGAGGCUCGCUGGGUUCUUGCUAUGCCCCCAACACAGUCCCCAAGCCCCUUUCCAGUGUGUGUCCUGACACAGCUGUCCCACUUGCCCUUCCUCAGGAAGACUACUGGGGUCUUGAAAUGUCAAUUGAUGGACUCCAGCGCCGUGUCUUAGCCUUUGGGGGCCUUCAUCUGCUCCCUUUUCUUCUGGGGUGCUCCUUAUCCCUGGGCCUGCAGAGUGACAGAGGGACAGGAGAGGCCAUACUCUAUACUCAGGACCCAUCCUCAUUAGGAAGCUCACUUCCUGUCCCAUCACAGCCAGAAGCAGAUGCCGAGUGUCCCUGGCCAUGGCUGCAUGGCAAGAUGACGAUGAUGAUGAUGAUAACCAUUGUAGUAGCCAGCAUUUCUUGGGCGCUUCCUGUGUGUCAGGGGCUGUGCUCGGUGCUUUAUAUGCAUCAUCUCAUCUGCUUCCCACCCCAUGACGUCAGGUGGAAUUAGCCUCAUUUUAUGUACAAGGAAACAGAGCCUUAGAGAAGUGAUUUGAUCAAGCUCCCACAGCAAGAAUUUGGCAAAGCUGGCACGUAGGCAUAAAAAUCCAUGCUCUUAAUCGCUGGGCCAUACUGCUUAAUAUACGUACUUGAUUUUCCCCUUCCACUGCCUCUUUCAACUGUCAGGGUAUGAGGAAUGAAAUUUCAUGAUACAUUGAAUCAAGAAUGUGAAACUCUCCAGCAAUUUCUAUAUGACUUGCACUGAGAUUCAGUGACAUCCUCAGCACUGGUGAGAAGUCGGUUGGGGAGAGGACUCUGCUUCACCGAGGACUGUGGGCCAGGUGCUCUGUUGAUUUGAUAGAUGAGGAAAGCAGUUCAGGGAUUAAGAACAUGGUCUUUGAAAUCAGACAGCUCCAACACUAUUAGCCCUGUGACUUUGUGCUAAUUUAUCUACUUCUGUAAGCUUCAAUUUUCUCAUUCGUAAAGUGGGAAUUCCAAUAGUGUUUACCUCUUAGGGCUGUUGUAAUAAUUAAAUGAAAUAAUGCCUGUAGAGCGCUCGUCACAGUGCCUAUACUGAGGGCGUAAUAAACAUUACCUAUUACAGUAUUGGUUUCUUCGGUCCUCCUUACAGACCUAUUAGGUUAGGUAUAAUUUGCCCUUGUACUGAAUGGCCGCGGAUGGUCUUGGUCUAAGUUCUUACGCCAGCUUCUGCGGUUUCAGUUACCUCCCUCACAUAAAGCCUGCUAACUGCCCCUCAACUACUGCCAUUGUGUGAGGCUGGAACUAGAAUAAGAGAGAGUUUUUCCCUUCUCUUUGCUCUGAUUUCCCUGCUCCUCACAUCAAAAGUCAAAAUCCAUACCAUAGUUCUAGCUUUGCAGGCUCUCUUCACCGCUAGCGAAAAUCUACACUUUUAGGUUCUGGUUUGGGUUUUAAUUUCAUGCCUGAUCAUCCAAACGCACACAUCUGUGCCAGAUGUAAAGCGAAGGUCCUAAUAUGUUGAAUGGGAGAAUUGGAGAGAAGAUGUAUUUGGACGGGUUGGCCGAAGGGUAGAGGACCUGGGGAUAGGGACUUUGUAGUAGAGGCCAGUUGUGUUAAUUUUUGUCUGCAGCCCUUGAG
Diceros bicornis minor is the source of this 9741-nucleotide messenger RNA. RefSeq names its product platelet activating factor acetylhydrolase 2 (gene PAFAH2). Gene Ontology annotation, molecular function: 1-alkyl-2-acetylglycerophosphocholine esterase activity. Lineage: Eukaryota; Metazoa; Chordata; Mammalia; Perissodactyla; Rhinocerotidae. Bases 3659 to 4876 code for a protein of 405 amino acids. The transcript has 13 exons. The record is from RefSeq and is a predicted model, not a curated record.